Molecule: messenger RNA, 462 nt
Organism: Parnassius apollo (apollo)
Lineage: Eukaryota; Metazoa; Arthropoda; Insecta; Lepidoptera; Papilionidae
Source: the annotation of a GenBank genome assembly
AUGGCUAAGCGAUUAAGUGAACAAGAAAUACCUGAUUUAGCGAAUUGUGAUAGUAGUGACGAGAGUGGUGAUGACUUCUCUUCGACAGAUGAAGACGAAUUGUAUGUGCAACCUGAUACAAGCGCUGAUAGUUCGUUUUCGGAGCGCGAACAUGCUGAGUCUCGUUCAAACGCACAAGAUACACAACAAGCUAUUACAUUGCGAUCCAAUACUAUACAAUCUUCUUCUUCAUUAGAUAGUAGUGGUGCUCCAGAUACGUCUAACUCAGAAUUUCAGCCAGGUUCAGAAGAAAAUGGCCCUUUGGUAGGAGAAAACGAUAGUAAUGAAUGGAUAGAUAUACCAUGGGAAAUUUCAGACUUCCCGUUUUUGGGUCCUGAGCCAGGUGCGAAAAUAGCUACUAAUAAGAGCACAGCUUCUUCUAUGUAUGCUGAUUUCUUGACGACGAAUUCUUGGAAAAUUUAG